AUGGCAUCUGUCCAGGUUGUCAACGUUUCUCUCCCGUCCUUGCCCUCGGGCUGGACUGCUGAGAAGGACUUCAAGGCCGUUGGUGCCCUGUCCGCUGCCACUCAGCGCAACAUUGAGCCCGUGGGCCCGCACUUCCUUGCCCACGCCCGCAGAAAGCGUCACGCUCGUACUUUUUCUGAGGAUGAGCGCAUCCAGGCUCAGCAGAACGUUAAGAAGACUGAGGAUGAGGAGGAUGAGGACAUCUCCGAGGACGAGGAUCCUAUGAUGCUCGCCCGUGAGGCUAAGGACUGGAAGGCCCAGGACCACUACGCCGUUCUUGGUCUGACCAAGUACCGCUGGCGCGCCACCCCCGAGCAGAUCAAGCGUGCCCACCGCAAGAAGGUUCUGCGUCACCACCCCGACAAGAAGGCCGCCAUGGGCCAGCGCGAUGAGAACGACAACUUCUUCAAGUGCAUUCAGAAGGCCACCGAGCUCCUUUUGGACCCCGUCCGCCGUCGUCAAUUCGAUUCCGUUGACGAGGCCGCUGAUGUCGAGCCACCAUCCAAGAAGGAACUCCAGAAGGGCAACUUCUACAAGCUCUGGGGACCUGUCUUCGAGGCCGAAGGCCGUUUCUCCAACAAGCAACCUGUGCCCAAGCUCGGCGACGAGAAUUCCACUCAGGAGGAGGUCGAGACUUUCUACAACUUCUGGUACAACUUUGACAGCUGGCGCACAUUCGAAUACCUCGAUGAGGACAUUCCCGACGACGGUGAGGGCCGUGACCAGAAGCGUCACACCGAGAAGAAGAACGCCAACGCCCGCCGCAAGCGCAAGUCUGAGGAUAUCGCCCGCCUGCGCGAGUUGGUGGACGAGUGCCUUGCCCUGGACGAGCGUAUCAAGAAGUUCAAGCAGCAGGCUCGUGCCGGCAAGGAUGCCAAGCGCAAGGCCAAGGAGGAGGAGGCCAAGCGUCUGAUUGAGGAGCGUGAGCGCGCCAAGGCCGAGGCCGAGGCUGCGAAGAAGAACGCUGAGGAGGCUGCCAAGGCCGAGCGCGAGGAGAAGAAGAAGGCCAAGGAGGCUGCGAAGAACGCUGCUAAGAAGAACAAGCGUGUUCUCAAGUCCUCCGUCAAGGACGUCAACUACUUUGCCGACGGCGAGGCUUCUGCCGCCCAGGUCGACGCUGUUCUUGGUGACGUCGAGCUUGUCAUGGGCAAGAUCGACGUUGACGAGCUGGCCGAGCUGGCCUCGCGCCCCUGA
This is a messenger RNA of Penicillium oxalicum, 1233 nucleotides long. RefSeq names its product putative ribosome associated DnaJ chaperone Zuotin. Gene Ontology annotation, molecular function: Hsp70 protein binding; ribosome binding. The transcript is spliced from 3 exons. The coding region runs from base 1 to 1233 and encodes 410 amino acids. Gene Ontology annotation, biological process: 'de novo' cotranslational protein folding; regulation of translational fidelity. The record is from RefSeq and is a predicted model, not a curated record. Gene Ontology annotation, cellular component: cytosol. NCBI's taxonomy places the organism in Eukaryota, Fungi, Ascomycota, Eurotiomycetes, Eurotiales, Aspergillaceae.